Messenger RNA from Paramuricea clavata, 1572 nucleotides. NCBI's taxonomy places the organism in Eukaryota, Metazoa, Cnidaria, Anthozoa, Malacalcyonacea, Plexauridae. The record is from the annotation of a GenBank genome assembly.
AUGGCCAAGAACAUAGAACAAACGUCCCCUCAAUGUGCGUUUUGCAAAAAACUCCAAGUACAUAACACUAUCCUUUGUUGUAAACAAUGCAAAGCUGUUUAUUAUUGUGACCGGGAAUGUCAAAGGAAACAUUGGCAUGAUCACAAAGCAACAUGUGUUGCCUUGCAAAGCAUUAAUCACAAGGAUAUGAAAGACAAUGCAAACUUGGAAUUCUUUGCAACCCACCUAACUCCAAGUCAACAGAAUAAACUGGUACAGAUAAUUGGUAGAAAAUGCAUAGUAUUGGGGAAAUUACACAAUAAAGAAGUUAAUGUGCUUUGGGACACAGGGGCCCAAGUGUCUUUGGUUUCAGAAAGGUUUUUGACACAAAGUCACCCAAUAAAACAAAUAAGAAGUUUGUCGGAACUUGUCGAGACUGACCUAAAACUCACAGCAGCAAAUGGUAGUGUUAUACCAUAUAUUGGUUGGGUUGAAUUAGCAUUUACCUUGUCUUCAAAGAACACCCAGGUACGAGUGCCAUUUUUGGUUACAACUGAAACAAUUGAGCACCCAAUAAUAGGCUACAAUGUGAUUGAAGAAAUUGUGACAAAUGAACACAAUGAUUUAUUGUCAGAAAUUCAAUCUUCAUUUGUUGGACUUGACAAUGGUGCAGCACAAGCAUUAAUUAACUUUGUUCAAAGUGCUGACAGUGAUUAUUUAUGCAAUGUAAAAACAAGCAAAAGAGACGUUGUUAUACCAAGUGGUAAACAGGUAAACAUUCAGUGUCGAGUUAAUACAGGUCCAAUUUGUGGGACUACCCCAGUUUUAUUCGAACCAGAUGAAACAAUGCCUUGGCCCUCCUGCCUAGAAAUCAACGAGACAUUGCUAACAGUAAAGAAAGGGAAGACUAAUUUUAUCGAAGUGCAGGCAAAUAACCCAACAAAUCAUGAUAUUGUUAUUAAGCGACGGACAGUGUUAGGACGAUUACAACUGGUACGGUCUGUAACCGCAAUACCAGUAAAAUUGAGAGAGGAAACCGUUGAGAAUGGUUCUCAGGUAGACCAAACUUGUAAAGUUAGUGAAUGUUCUGUUCCUUUCACUAAUGAAACCCAGCCCACGGUGGGCAUCCCUGACCACAUCAAGAACAUUGACUUAAAGGGGUUAACACCAGAACAAAGAUCAGUUGCGCUAAGGAUGUUAGCUCAAGAAGCUGACGCAUUUUCACAGAACGAUGAUGACAUUGGGUGUAUCCCAGAUCUGAAAGUAACAAUCAAAUUGAACGAUGAGACACCAGUACAAAAGAAUUACACAGCAGUGCCAAGACCGCUUUAUCCUGAGUUUAAAAGUUAUGUUGAAGAUCUCUUGAAUAAGAACUUCAUCAGGAAGUCAACAUCCCCUUACAGUUCACCUGUAGUAUGUGUCCGGAAAAAGGACCAAACGCUUCGGCUCUGCAUCGACUAUCGAGAACUAAAUAAAAAAGCAUCCCAGAUCGCCACCCUAUACCCAGGAUCCAAGAGACACUUGACAGUCUUGGGGGAAAUUCAUGGUUCUCAGUAUUGGACCAAGGAAAAGCAUACCAUCAAGGGUUUAUGA